CUUUGCAGUGCAUGGAUGAUUCCAGGCCGUGUGUUAAUGAGGGAAAGUGCAUUCCAUAUCAAAACGGUACAGGAUAUUGCAAGUGUCGGGAAGGCUUCCUUGGAGACUACUGCCAGUACAGAAACCCGUGCGAAAGCAAUACCUGUAAGAACGGGGGAACCUGUGAAACGACGUCUCUGAUAGGAAAGGCCACCUGCAAAUGUGCUCCAGGGUUCACGGGAGAGGAUUGUCAAUACUCGGAGUCGCACCUCUGCUACGUGUCCCAGCCCUGCCUGAACGGAGGAACUUGUCACCCCCAUGGCCCGGAAACGUACGAGUGUGUCUGUCCUCCGGGUUACACAGGAAAGGAUUGCCGGUGGAUAGAUGCCUGCACAUCUCAGCCUUGUGCCAAUGGAAGUACAUGUACUGUAUCUGGAAAUAAGUUCUCCUGCAUCUGUCUGGCUGGCUACACUGGCCAGAAGUGUGAGAUAGAUGUGAAUGAAUGUGCCACGCCAGGUCUGUGUCAGCACGGCGGGACCUGUGUCAACCUGCCGGGUUCGUACCGGUGCCAGUGCAAGCCAGGCUAUACAGGGCACCGCUGUGAGAGCGUGUAUGUGCCGUGUUCCCCGUCGCCCUGUAUGAAUGGAGGAACUUGUCAUCAAACAAGUGACUUCAGCUUUGAGUGCAACUGCCUGCCAGGUUUCGAGGGAACCAUCUGUGGGCACAAUGUUGACGACUGCCCAAAUCACAACUGCCAAAACGGAGGUAUCUGCGUGGACGGCGUGAACACGUACAAUUGCCGCUGCCCGCCGCAAUGGACAGGCCAGUUUUGCACUGAAGAUGUUGACGAGUGUCAGCUCCAGCCCAACGCUUGUCAGAACGGGGGUACCUGCACCAACCACAACGGAGGCUACGCCUGCGUCUGCGUCAAUGGUUGGAGCGGGGACGACUGCAGUAAGAAUAUUGACGAUUGUUUCACUGCCUCCUGUGCUAAUGGAUCCACUUGCAUUGAUCGAGUGGCUUCUUUUUCGUGCAUUUGUCCGGAAGGAAAGGCAGGACUUCUGUGCCACUUGGAUGAUGCAUGUGUUAGCAAUCCAUGCCAGAAGGGCGCUCUGUGUGACACCAAUCCUGUGAAUGGACACUACAUCUGCACCUGUCCUCAAGGCCAUAAGGGAGCAGACUGCACUGAGGAUGUGGACGAGUGUGCAAUGGCGAACAGCAAUCCAUGUGAACAUGCUGGGAAAUGCGUAAACACAGAAGGCUCUUUCCACUGCGAGUGUUUGAAGGGCUACACGGGACCUCGCUGCGAAAUGGACAUCAAUGAAUGCCAUUCGAACCCGUGCCAAAACGAUGCCACCUGCCUGGAUAAAAUCGGAGGAUUCACAUGUCUCUGUAUGCCAGGUUUUAAAGGUGUUCAUUGUGAAGAAGAUAUUGAUGAGUGUCUAAGUAACCCCUGUGUGAACAACGGAGAGUGUCUUGAUAAAGUCAACCGCUUCCUCUGUGUCUGUCCUCCCGGAUUCAGUGGUGCCGUGUGUCAGAUUGAUAUAGAUGACUGCUCCAGCACACCAUGUCUCAACGGAGCCAAAUGCAUCGACCAUCCCAAUGGCUAUGAGUGCCAGUGUGCCACAGGUUUUACUGGCCUUCUGUGUGAGGAGAAUAUCAACAACUGCGAUCCGGAUCCUUGCCAUCACGGGGAAUGCCAGGAUGGGAUUGAUUCUUUCACAUGUGUAUGCAAUCCUGGCUACAUGGGUGCCAUAUGCAGCGAGCAGAUAGACGAAUGCCACAGCAAUCCCUGCCUCCAUCAAGGGCGCUGCAUUGAUUUGGUGAAUGGCUAUCAGUGCAACUGCUUGCUGGGAACUUCAGGAGUGAACUGUGAAAAUAAUUUUGAUGACUGUGCAAGUAACCCGUGCAUUCACGGGGACUGUAUUGAUGGCAUUAAUCGCUACAAUUGUGCUUGCAAACCUGGAUUUACAGGCCCACGUUGUAAUGUGGACAUUGAUGAAUGCACAUCCAGCCCCUGUCAUAAUGGUGGAACAUGUAUAAAUGAGGUCAAUGGCUUUCGGUGUGUGUGUCCUGAAGGCUACCAUCACCCUCACUGUCAGUCACAGGCAGAUGGCUGUCUCAGUAAUCCCUGUGUACAUGGCAACUGCACCCAUAUUGCUACUGGGUACAAGUGUGUCUGUGACCCAGGCUGGAUCGGCGAUUACUGUUCAACAGAAGGAAACGAAUGUAAAUCAAACCCGUGCCAGAAUGGAGGAACUUGUGAGGAUCUGUUGAAUGGAUAUAGAUGUACCUGUAGGAAAGGAUUCAAAGGUGACAAUUCGGGGAGAAGUUUCUGUUCUCUUUUUCCUUUCCACUUCACUGAUGAACCU
Messenger RNA from Apaloderma vittatum (bar-tailed trogon), 2351 nucleotides. RefSeq names its product neurogenic locus notch homolog protein 2-like. The record is from RefSeq and is a predicted model, not a curated record. Gene Ontology annotation, cellular component: plasma membrane; protein-containing complex. NCBI's taxonomy places the organism in Eukaryota, Metazoa, Chordata, Aves, Trogoniformes, Trogonidae. Gene Ontology annotation, molecular function: calcium ion binding. The transcript has 13 exons. Gene Ontology annotation, biological process: establishment or maintenance of epithelial cell apical/basal polarity; heterophilic cell-cell adhesion. The annotation marks the transcript as partial.